Leucoraja erinaceus (little skate) is the source of this 3747-nucleotide messenger RNA. RefSeq names its product pancreatic and duodenal homeobox 1 (gene pdx1). The record is from RefSeq and is a predicted model, not a curated record. Bases 1814 to 2653 code for a protein of 279 amino acids. NCBI's taxonomy places the organism in Eukaryota, Metazoa, Chordata, Chondrichthyes, Rajiformes, Rajidae. Gene Ontology annotation, molecular function: RNA polymerase II cis-regulatory region sequence-specific DNA binding; DNA-binding transcription factor activity, RNA polymerase II-specific. The transcript has 2 exons. Gene Ontology annotation, cellular component: nucleus. Gene Ontology annotation, biological process: type B pancreatic cell differentiation; regulation of transcription by RNA polymerase II.
UAUAUUAUAAUUAUAUUAUAUAGGUCGCUAAAACGUACUUUUCCGAUUGUUUUUUCCCCCAAAAUAUUCUGUCAACACGCUAGACAGGAAGAACAUUUUCUUUUUCGCAAAUAUUUACCAACUCGUAGAUAGAGCUUUUUACGAAGAGAGAUGUGUGGUCCAGAAAUUGCCAAGUAUUUGAUCUGACGAGAUCUUGAUCAGACAGAAUAGCGUGCAAUUCAACUCAUUAAGAAAUGCUGCUGCCAUAUUUGGGGAGGGGGGAGGGGCAGAAUUAAUUAUUUUUUUAAACAAAGCUCUGAACGUUGCUCGCUUUUUUGAAGGGAAAAUUAAAAAUAAAAAAAAAUCGUUGGAAAAUGGUGUUAAAUGAAGCGGUUAAAUGGGUAAAACUUUGCAGAAAUGUGCAAUUAGCGCAGGAGUGCAAAGUAAAUAAUCUCUGUGUGAGAAAGCAUGAGUGAUCGCAGGCAGUGAAAUGAUCUUUGUCCUUUCCAGUAGCUCCCGCCUCCUCAUAACCUUGUCACCAAGUCAACCAGCAACCGGUCCUACCAUAUCAAUCAGAAAGGUCAACAUGCGCCGUGAAUUAUUUAGAAAAAAACCUCUGAAUAAUCAAUGGCAUGGCAGGCGGUUUUCAGUUUAACUUUAAAGAAUUGAAUUUCGGUUUAAACGCACGAAGAAAAAUAAGUUAUCUUGAAACGUCGGCACGAAUCGAUGACAAUCUCUUGAAAUGUUAGGAGAUAAUAUUUUUGACAGGAUUUAUUAACAGAGUCUUCUAAUCAAAAGUCAAUAUUUAAUCUGGUCGAAGCUUAAACCCGCCGUUGAAACAGGUGAGAGUUCAGGUGGGAGUAGAGUUAAAAUAUGAAUUGAAUCAAUAAUUCGGCAUAAAACUUUAAGACGCAGGAAACAGGAAGUCAAAGGGCUGUUAUGUUUAACCGGGUUGCUAAAACAAAACGUAAAAUUACUAAGAAAGCUCUGUAAUCUGAUGUUAGUAGAAAUGAAUAAUAGCACAUGAUUUCAAAUGCAAUUGAAAGAGUUAACAUGGGUUUGUUGUCAUAUGUCCCGAAACUGAACAAUGAGAUUGUUACUUGCAGCAGAGUAACAGGUAUGUGAAUAAAGUACUCAGUAGAUAUUAGACAGCAAACAACAACCGAGUGCAUUAACAAAAACGCCCGAACCCCCUGGUCUUUAAAAAGGAUUGAAUGUGCGCAGAUGCCAUGUGGAUUUGCCGUUAAAGCUUUUCAUUCCGGACGUGUUAAUCCCAGUCAGUCGUGUAGGAUCUGUGAAGAAAACAGUAGCUAAUCUUCGUUUUGCUAGAAAUAAUACUGUUUUUUUAUGCUAUCUGUGGUUCCCAGGUCCAAGUCGCUGAGAAGAUGAUAAGACUGCCCUGUCUAAUCUAUCACUGAUACCAUUCACUUCUGGUCAUCCAUUCUCUAAGUUAAAUGUUUAAAAUUCAACAUAUUUGUGUAACUUCGCUGAUUAAGCUGGAGCGCGUUAACGAAUUAAUUCUCGCCCAAUAUACCUGCCUUCGACUGGGAAAGCACAGGAAUUGUUCUUGAAUGAAUCAAGUGUAUCUUGGAAAGUUGAAAGGCACAUCGCCUGGCUUACGGACAACUUUCCAUUGUGGCAAAACUACGUGGAAAGUAAAUGGAGUGCACAGGUAAAGUUGACGAAGUGGAUUUACAGUCCAAUCGGUUGCGGGAGGCUAGUCACAUGAUAUAUCCGUGACUCUCCACGGAGCACAACAGACUGUCAGGUGCUAUUUCCAUUCGUGAAUCAGCCAAGACAGAGCUAUUAAACUGUGAAAUUACAGUGUUGUUGUAUGUGUGUUGACCAACUCGCGGACAUGGACAGCGCUGAGCGUUAUUAUGCGUCGGCUCAAAUUUAUAACGAGUCGUGCGCUUAUCAACGACCACAGGUCCAAGAAUAUAACCAAAACCCACCGGCGUGUCUCUACGUAGGGAGACAACCACAGACUCCUUACGCAAAUCCUUCAUUGUCAGGGUUUGAUGAAGGAAGCCCCGCUGACAUUUCACCUUUCGAAGUCCCUGCGAUAGAGGAUCCUACAGUUUCGCAUCUCCGCCAUCCGCAGCCUCAGCACCCCAACACCCACUCUCAUCAGGGGGCUUGCUUUGGUAGCGCUCCCGAUAUCAGCAACCUGGAGGGUCACAACAGAACGCAUCUGCCCUUCCCUUGGAUGAAGUCAACCAAAUCCCACGCUCACAUAUGGAAAGGACAAUGGCCGGGGGGCUCAUUCAUGGUGGAGCAGGAAGAAAACAAGCGAACUCGCACCGCCUACACGCGGGCUCAGUUGUUGGAACUGGAGAAAGAGUUUUUAUUCAACAAGUACAUCUCCAGGCCCCGGCGGGUGGAGCUGGCCGUCAUGUUAAACCUCACCGAACGGCACAUUAAGAUCUGGUUCCAAAACAGGAGGAUGAAGUGGAAGAAGGAAGAGGAUAAGAAAAGAGGAAGGAAUGGUGCUCCCGAACAGGACUCGGUUGUAUCCUCUGGGGACCUCAAAGAGGAUCCCUGCGCCCCCACCACUCCGCUCGGAAGAGACCCGAUCACUGCUAAUGUCUCCUCGUCACAACCAGCCAACACCCCCGGGACAUCUUUAAGGAGUCAAGGUACAUGUGCAAGAGACUCCAUGAAAAAUUCGUAAAGUCUGCCAUAAAAAAAAAACAGCGGGGUGACUGGAGAUCAUUCAGUCGACUCUUAGAACGAGAAAACAGUGAGCAGAGUGCUGGAGGAACUCAAUUGGUCAGACAGUAUCAGGGGCAGUGGGAGAGUUGCUUCAUUACGCGAGUGCUGAAACGCGGUUACGCAGAGUUCUCCGGAUGCUCCGGUUUCCUCCCACAUUCCAAAGGAGUGCAGGUUUAUAGGUCAAUUGGCUUAGCCAAACUUGUAAAUUGUCCCGAGUGUGUUGGAUAGUGCUACUGGGGUGAUCGCUGGUCGGCAUUGAUUCGGUGGGCCGAAGAAGCUGUUUCUCUAAACUAAACCAAAUCUGUGGAGGGAAUGCACAGGCACUUAAGAAGUGUCCCCACCCAAAACGUCGCCUGCCCGUUUCCUCCACACAAGCUGCCUGACCCGCCGAGUUUCUCCAGCACUUUGUGUUUUGAAUCAGAAAAAAAUAUUUAAUGUCGAAAGCUGAAACUUACCGCAGCGAAGUGCAAGGCGGACCCCAUUUAGUGACAUUGACAUACAACGCCUUAAUAUCCUGGAAUGCCACGUUUAAAUGUCAGCAGAAGGUUACUCGGGGUUAGACAGAAAUAAAAGCUUGUUUCAAAAACGAAAGUAAGUUGUUUUGUCUCAAGUAAUAUUGCAUAGUCAUCUGGGGUUAUUUUCACAAAUUUUGUUAAUUAUGGAACUAUUAGUUUAAAGUCUCUAGUAAUUGAAUAUUAUCCAUUGCACAGUUUGAAUUGUACCCUGCGAUAAUUAAUCAAAUGCCAUCUCGGGUUAGAAAUGUUGUAUAUUUGCAGUUGUGUUAUACGAAUAUUGAUUGCUAUGUCUUGCGUCUUGUGUUUAAUUGUGCGUGUUUUCCCACGGAUGUUGAGAGGGAGAUAUUUAACUAUUCCUUUUUAGGAAACGGCUUGUUUGUCAUGUUUAUGGAUUUGUAGUCGAUUGAAAUCGAUUGCAUUAUAGCUGCCUCGGAAUUUAAAGAAACGUAUCAAUAAAAUUCACAUCAAACCUAGAACUCAUCUUGUCCAUAUACGUGGAUAGCCUGGGCUGAAAUAAAAGUGUUUCUACGCAAUAGCG